Molecule: messenger RNA, 8671 nt
Organism: Gorilla gorilla gorilla (western lowland gorilla)
Lineage: Eukaryota; Metazoa; Chordata; Mammalia; Primates; Hominidae
Gene: WDR4
Product: WDR4 tRNA N7-guanosine methyltransferase non-catalytic subunit
Exons: 11
Coding region: 1110-1910 (266 amino acids)
Biological process (GO): tRNA modification; RNA (guanine-N7)-methylation
Cellular component (GO): nucleus; cytosol; tRNA methyltransferase complex
Molecular function (GO): protein binding
Source: RefSeq, a predicted model, not a curated record
GAGCGCGCUCCCUCUCCUUGCAGGGUUGCCUGUUCCCUCUUCCCGGCCUGCAUCCACUCACCUGGCCUUAAUUGCUCCUUAGGGCUCCAAGUCAUCUCCGACACUUACCCAACCCAAGGGUGCACGUGGAGCUCGCAGUGCGCACCUCCCUAGCGGCCCUUCGCACGGCUCGGGUUUUGCUUUCCGUAAUUUUAUUCUCCUUCCUUAGUGUACCGCCAGUGCUAGGACGACGCCGGGGAUUUUUAACUUAGUAAAUGUUUGUUGAUGGAAUAGUCCUAACUCAGGACUCUCGGAGCAAUUAGUAGUGCUGUCAGUUUCAGCCCCUCGUUUCCUUUCCCAGGUUAUUUGUGAUUUCAUACUUGAAACGGAUGACGUGUCUGUCAGAUAUACUGUAUAUUUUUUGUUCGUUUGGUUUCAGAAAGCCAAUUCGAUGUUAAAUUAGGUCUCACAAAAAUUGUACUCAGAAACCCGUCACAUAUCCCAGAUGAUUUUGUUUUAGAGACUCACGGUCUAAUAUCUGCCAGAGUGAGCUGUGGAUAUAUUAGACACGAUUUGCUUACCUUCAGUCUAUGCAUUUUGAGGAAAUUCUAGUGGCUGGUGGAGUUUCUGACUUGGAAGACAAGUCCACGGUUCCAUAUGGAAAGUUUUUUGGUGCACUCACUUUAAAGGCUAUAAAUAUGUACAAGAUACGUGCCAGGGGGUGAGGAUGGGAUAAACCGAAGUUUAGGUUCAGUAUGGAAAAUGGGUGAUUCUUAUGUUGUGAUGAUGACAGCCUCUUCAUCUAUGACUGCAGUGCUGCAGAAAAGAAGUCACAAGAAAAUAAAGGGGAGGACGCGCCCUUGGACCAGGGGAGCGGUGUGAUUCUGGCGUCCACCUUCUCCAAGUCUGGCAGCUAUUUUGCUUUAACCGAUGACAGUAAGCGUCUGAUUCUUUUCCGUACAAAACCAUGGCAAUGUCUGAGUGUCAGGACCGUGGCAAGGAGGUGUACAGCCCUGACCUUCAUAGCCUCGGAGGAGAAGGUCUUGGUGGCCGACAAGUCUGGAGACGUCUACUCCUUUUCGGUGCUGGAGCCACAUGGGUGUGGCCGUCUAGAGCUGGGGCACCUGUCUAUGCUGUUAGAUGUGGCUGUGAGUGCUGAUGACCGCUUCAUCCUCACUGCCGACCGGGACGAGAAGAUCCGAGUCAGCUGGGCCGCGGCGCCCCAUAGCAUCGAGUCCUUCUGCUUGGGGCACACAGAGUUUGUGAGCCGCAUCUUCGUGGUGCCAACUCAGCCCGGGCUGCUUCUGUCCUCCUCUGGGGACGGCACCCUGAGGCUCUGGGAGUACAGGAGCGGCCGCCAGCUGCACUGCUGUCACCUGGCCAGUCUGCAGGAGCUGGUGGACCCCCAGGCCCCCCAGAGGUUUGCCGCAUCCAGGAUUGCGUUCUGGUGCCAGGAGAACUGCGUGGCGCUCCUGUGCGACGGCACUCCUGUGGUCUACAUCUUCCAGCUGGACGCCCGCAGACAGCAGUUGGUGUACAGGCAGCAGCUGGCGUUCCAGCACCAAGUGUGGGACAUGGCUUUCGAGGAGACCCAGGGGCUGUGGGUGCUCCAGGACUGCCAGGAAGCCCCCCUGGUGCUCUACAGGCCUAUGGGCGACCAGUGGCAGUCUGUUCCUGAGAGCGCCGUGUUAAAGAAAGUCUCUGGUGUUCUUCGUGGGAACUGGGCCAUGCUGGAAGGCUCUGCCGGCGCAGACGCCAGCUUCAGCAGUCUCUACAAGGCCACGUUCGACAACAUGACCUCCUACCUGAAGAAGAAAGAGGAGAGACUGCAGCAGCAGCUAGAGAAGAAGCAGCGGCGCCGGAGUCCCCCGCCUGGGCCCAACGGGCAUGCCAAGAAGAUGAGGCCGGGGGAGGCGACGUUAAGUUGCUGAUCGUGGCGGUCAGUGGUGCCUCUCACCUCAAAUUAGGAAAAGCUUUUUAACUUGUUCCCCUGCAUCCUGGCAUGUCCCUUUAAGAAGGAAAAGGUGACGUCAGUUGUGACCAGCUCAGAGGACGGGGCUGUCCCCUGGGCUCUAGAAAGAACAUUCUGUGUCACCAGCACAGGCUCUUGCUGGGUGCCUGUGCCCCCUUUCUGGUUGAAGGGAAGCCAGACCAGUGGAGUGGAAGCUCUUGAAGCACUUUCUUUUCAUGUUGGAGGCUGCGUGUGAGCCGGUGGUGGCGGCAGCUGUCUGUUUCUCCUGUUCUCAUACCGCCCUUCGUGUCCGCUGCGUCUUCCUCUAGGAGCAUCUGUGGGCAGACGUUUCUAGCAUGGUGGAUGUUGUCGUGUUGUUCCGCCGUCUCAGCAUCCAGGUGACGUGCUGUCCCGCAGUAGCUGCUCACCACCCAGGCUGUUGAAACUCAGCACGAAUGCUUCAGCCCGCCCCAGCCCCAGCCAUAGCCCUUGUGCUCAGGAGCUGCUCCUGGAGAGAGGCUCCCUUGUGGGAAGUGAGAAACACGUUGCGGAGUCGCAGGGAGCUCUGUCUGGCAUCGGUGGCGCAGACGGUGAACUUGUUUCAGGAAGUGUGAGCACGGGCCUGGCUGGCAUCCGGUUUACAGGGAGGUGAUUGAGGACGUCGUUAUGAUUUGAUUUGACCUUGGCACACACUGCAGAGCCACAGGGAUGUUGCUGAAUUUCAAUCACCGAUCAGCAAGGAUGAACCUUCGCAACUUCCUAGGAAUGUUUAGCAGCAACCUAAUAUACCAGGCAAAACUCCUUGGUGCCUGUGCUGUGUGUGAGUGAGGUGCGCGCCGCGUGGUCGUGCGCUGUGUGUGUGUGAGGUGCGCGCCGCGUGAUCGUGCGCUGUGUGUGAGUGAGGUGCGCGCCGCGUGGUCGUGCGCUGUGUGUGUGUGAGGUGCGCGCCGCGUGGUCGUGCGCUGUGUGUGAGUGAGGUGCGCGCCGCGUGGUCGUGCGCUGUGUGUGAGUGAGGUGCGCGCCGCGUGGUCGUGCGCUGUGUGUGUGUGAGGUGCGCGCCGCGUGGUCGUGCGCUGUGUGUGUGUGAGGUGCGCGCCGCGUGGUCGUGCGCUGUGUGUGUGUGAGGUGCGCGCCGCGUGGUCGUGCGCUGUGUGAGUGAGGUGCGCGCCGCGUGGUCGUGCGCUGUGUGUGAGUGAGGUGCGCGCCGCGUGGUCGUGCGCUGUGUGUGUGUGAGGUGCGCGCCGCGUGGUCGUGCGCUGUGAGGUGCGCACAGCGUGAUCGUGAGCUGUGUGUGAGGUGCGCGCCGCGUGGUCGUGCGCUGUGUGUGAGGUGUGCGCCGCGUGGUCGUGCGCUGAGUGAGGUGCGCGCCGCGUGAUCGUGCGCUGUGUGUGAGGUGUGCGCUGUGUGAUUGUGUGCUGUGUGUGAGGUGUGCGCCGCGUGAUUUGGGAAGAGGCUUCUGCAAUGGGCAGGCUUCUGGGUACAUCACUUACUUCGUUCAGGCCGGCUCCUACCUGCUGUCCAGUGAUGAAGUCUCCACACAGGAACAGGUUCAUGCUGGCGAUGACUUUGAUGUGGGCUAUCGCUGGGUACUCAGAAUCCUUUUGUGUAUCAAAAGCUGGAAUGCUUCAAAUUUUUCGUAAGUGCCUUGUUUUCCUUUUAACAUUGAUCUGGAAACAGUGCUGUCUGCAAAGCUGAGGCCCACUCCUCUCUGCUGGGGAUCAGGGGUUUCAGAAGGCAGGGGUCACGCUGGGCCACUGUCCUGUACAAGCAGCCUGGCCUCCUUCACGCUGCCAGGGCAUCUGGCGCAGGGCAUGCUUUCUCGUUCAUAGUGUGCUUUGAAAGUCUUGGUUUUAGGAGAGGUUCAGGUUGGUCUUGCUGGCAUCUUCACCUAAAAUAGGGUCUGGCAGACAGGCCUAUGCGCUGCAUCCUGCCCACGGCCUGAUAGAUGGCCUGUGAAUGGCUUUUUUACAUUUUAAAAAUGGUUGAAAACAAAAAUAUAUUUCAUGACAUGAAAAUCAUGAAAUUCACAUUUCAUUGUCUGAGAAUAAACUUAUGGAUGCAGCCAUUCCUGUCUGUCCACGUCUCAUCUGUGUCUGCUUUGUGCUAUGGCUGCAGAGUGGAGUGGCUGGGACUGAGACAGAACGGCCUCCUCACAGGACUGUGUCUCUCCACCAGGACUGCGGGGCUACUCUGAGGCUCUGCUUCCUCCCCAGCCGGGUUGGCUUCCUGCUAUUCCUCAGCAUCCUGCCUUGGUCCUGAGUUGGUCCCUCUGCCAAUAGCCGUUUCUGUGUCUCAGUGGAUGGCGCAGCUGCCUUCUUGCUGGUACCUUGACUGAUAGACUGGUUCCUGUUCACCUGCCCGAAGUCAUCCCAGAAAUACCUCUUACAGUUACAUGGGUUGAACCCAGCUCCGCGUGUAUUUAGAGUUUUGUCUCUGGCCCCUUCACCCAGAACAGCAGCACCCACCGCCUUCCUGUCCCCCGUGACUGCCUCGCAGCUGGGUCUGUUCUGUGAGACGUCGCCACCCUGUUUGCCAUCUGGGAGGAUCUCACUCCUUCAAUUUCAUCUGCUCUCUUCCGUUAUUUUUUUAGUUUCUAUGUAUUUUACUUUUGGGACAUUCCUUGGACUUUGUUCUACCUCUUUAAUUGAUGAAGAAAAUUUGGUCAUUGUAUCUGGUUAUUUUUUUUUUGAGACAGAGUCUUGCUCUGUUGCCCAGGCUGGAGUGCGGUGGCACAAUCUCGGCUCACUGCAACCUCCACCUCACUGCAACCUCCGCCUCCCGGGUUCAAGCGAUUCUCCUACCUCAGCCUCCUAAGUAGCUGGGAUUACAGGCGCCCGCCACCACGCCUGGCUAAUUUUUGUAUUUUUAGUAGAGAUGGGGUUUUGCCAUGUUUGCCAGGCUGGCCUCCAACUCCUGACCUCAGGUGAUCCUCUCGCCUCGCACUCCCAAAGUGCUGGGAUUAUAGGUGUCAGCCACUGCACCCAAUCUAUUGUAUUUAAUUCUAAGCACUUUCUUCCAGACGGUCUCACUCUGUCACCCAGGCUGAAGUGCAGUGGUGUGAUCUCAGCUCACAGCAGCCUCAACCUCCCAGGCUCAAGCAGUCCUCCCACCUUGGCCUCCCAGAGUGCUGGGAUUACAGGCACGAGCCAUUAUGCCCAGCCCGUCUUUCUUCAUUUUGAUUACAGUGUGCGUACUGUACAUCCGAAAAGUGCAUGUGAAAUGCUGGAACUGGGAUUUCAGCAACUGAAUGCAGUGUGUGACUACCCACGAGAAGCAGGACACUUAGCACCUGCUGAGAAGCCCGCACGCCCAUGUUCCCUCCUAGGCACUGCACACGCAUGCUGGCCGGCCUGACCUCAGUUUCCCUCUUGCUGUGGCUGCUUCUGCUCCACUCUCUGUGAGGCUCAUCCACCUUGUUGCCUGUGGUUGUGGAUUGUUCAUUCUCAGUGCUAUGUAUGCCAAGUACUCCAUUGUGUGAAAAUUCCACAGUGCGUUCGUUCUAUUAUCGAUGGGCAUUUGGGUAGUUUCCACAGUUUGGCUGUUAGGAAUAGUGCAGUGAUGAACAUGCUGGCACCUGUCUUCUGUUUUUUUUUUAUUUUUAGAGACAGGGUCUUGCUCUGUUACCCAGGCUGGAGUACAGUGGUGUGACCUUGGCUCACUGGGCCUCCUGGGCUCAAGCGAUCCUCCCACCUCAGUCUCCUGAGUAGCUGGGACUGCAGGUGUGUGCCUGCAUGCUGGCUAAUUUUUGUAGUUUUUGUAGAGAUGGUGUCUUGCUCUGCUUCGCAGGCUGGUCUCGAACUUUUGGCCUCAAGCAGUCCUCCUGCCUUAGUUUCCCAAAGCACUGGGAUUACAGGUGUGAGCCACUGCCCCCGGCCAGCACCCAUCUUCUGGAACAUUGUAAGCAUUUCUGUUGGGUGUGUACUUGCGUGUGGAAUUGCUGGCUCUCAGUUAUGCACAUUUCUUGGAAGAUCCUGCCAGUCCUUCAUCCCAGACCCCGACCCCAGCGUGGAAAACGCAGUGCAUCCUCACGCCUAGUGUUUGCGGCUGUGGCGGCUCAUGAUCGACUUGGAAGGCCCAUAGUGUGUGGUGUGGAGUUUUGCAGGGAGCCAGUGACACUGCCCACCUUUGAUCCAGACCUAACCUUGAUCCUGUUCUCUGAGGCCACCUUACCAAAACCUUGACUUACCCGUCUUAGAUCACUUACCCUGGGGGAAAUGUGCCGCAAGCUCACGAGGGCACUCAGCCAGCCUAUAAAGUUUACCAUGGCAGAGAACUGAGGCCUCCUGCCAGCAGCCAGCAGCAGCUGACCAGCCGCGAGGGCCCCUCCGGGAAGGAGAGCUUUCUGUGUUUCUUCCUGUACCCCAUAUAUGUUGACGUGAUACGUUUUACUUUCUGAUUUCCCUUGCGAGAUCUUUGGUCUGUGGGUUAUUUGGAAGUAUGGUUUAAUUUCCAAACAUUUAGGGUUUUCCUCCAGAUUUUGUUGUUGUUUCUGGUUUCUGGUUUUAAUUCCAUUGUGGUCUCAGAAUAUACUUUGCUGACUUCCCUCUCUUUAGAUUUGUUGAGCCCUGUUUUGUGCUUCACAGUGGGAGGGUGAUUGUAUGUGCACGUGCAGAUAUGUGUGGCCCCCACACGGUGUCUCCAGCUAUCCCUGUCUUGCCUCUCCGUGCCCAGUGCACCCUUCUCAGCCCUGCCGUGUGACCCUGGGCAGGGCCCUCCCUCUACCCUCCUUUGCAGGUUGGCACAGUGUUUGGCUCUGUCACUGGAAGGAGCUGGAGGGACUCCACAGGAGGGAGGGGUCUGCCCUCCUGGUUCCAGUGUGCUUGCUUUUCCUGGCUUCCGUGGUGUGUGCCUGCCAGCCUCAUGGUGGGGGCGGGGGCUCUCAGUGACAGUCUCCAGGAGUUUAGCGACACCCAGGUUCAUUCACCACGGUGGGAAGGAUUCCUGCUAAGCUUCCUUGCCUCUGUCCAGCUCCCAGGGCGUCUGCCUCCCUCCUGCCCCAGGGAGUCUGCCUCCCUCCUGCCCCAGGGAGAGCUUCUGGGUGAGUCUCGCUGGCACUCCCGCCCCGGGCUUCCUGCUCUCAGGCCUUGGCCUGCUGCACCUCGGCCAACUGCACCACCCGGCACGUCAUAGCCUCCCUCAGUUCAGAGCUGCGUCUCAGCCGACGUGGGGUUCCGAGGUUCUCACCGAGAUCCAGACUCAAUGCUUGUGGGUUUGUUGUCUCAGUCCUGGCGGUGGAGGUUCUCCCGAGGCCUCAGCGCCUCUGUGCUCAGAAGUCUCUUUACAUGUUAGUGGAACCCUCUGUUCCUGUUGAAUCGUUCUUCGUGUUAAAUGUUUCCAUCUCUUGACUGAUACAUGACAGUCAUCAUGUAUGUAUUCUGCGGCUGCUUUUGAUUUUUUCUCUUUAUCCCUGGUUUUCUGUAAUUUGAUAAGCUUUAGGGUAUGUGUGUGUGUUUUGGGGGUUUGUCAAGAUUUGUAGGCUUUGUCAUUUUUAUGCAAUUUGGAAAUAUUCUAGCUAUUCACAGUCUCUUCCCCUGCCUCCUGCAGUCCCAGGUACUCAAAUGGGCUGCUUGCUGUGGACUCAUGGGUCCGUGAGUCUGCUCAUCUUCUUCAGUUUGCGUUUCAUUUUUGGUAGAUUCUGUUUCCACGUCUUCAAGCCCACUGAUCGUUUAAGCUGCUGUUAAGCUAUGGCCAUUUUCUGUAGGAGCCAUUGUGUUUUUUCAUCUCUGUAAAUUUGGUUUUGGUAUUUUAAAAAAUGUCUUCCAGCUAGGCUGGCGGCUCACACCUGUGAUCCCAACACUUUGGGAAGUUGAGGCAGGGGGAUUGCUUGAGCCCAGGAGUUUGAGACUAGCCUGGGCAAUACAGGGAGACCUCAUCUUUAAAAAUAAUUAAAAAGGUCAGGUGCGGUGGCUCACACCGGUAAUCCCAGCACUUUGGGAGGACAGCGGAUCACAAGUUCAGGAGUUUGAGACCAGCUUGGCCAAUAUGGUGAAACCCUGUCUCUACUAAAAAUAUAAAAAAUUAGCUGGGCACAUGCCUGUUGUCCCAGUUAUUUGAGAGGCUAAAGCAGGAGAAUCGCUGCCAAUAUGGUGAAACCCUGUCUCUACUAAAAAUAUAAAAAAUUAGCUGGGCGCAUGCCUGUUGUCCCAGUUAUUUGAGAGGCUAAAGCAGGAGAAUCGCUUGAACCUGGGAGGCAGAGGUUGCAGUGAGCCGAGAUCGCGCCACUGUACUCCAGCCUGGGCGACAGAGCAAGAAUCUGUCUAAAAAAAAAAAAAAAAAUUAGCCAGGUGUGGUGGCACAUGCCUGUAGUCCCAGCUGCUCGGGAGGCUGAGGUGGGAGGAUCACUUGAGCCUGGGAGUUUGAGGCUGCAGCAAGCCGUGAUUGCACUACUGCAUUCCAGCCUGGGUGACAGAGUGACGGUCUCAAAAAAACAAACAAACAAAAAAGCACACCAGUGUCUUCCAUUUCUCUUUUAAUCAUAAUCAUGCUUUAAAAAAUACCCUCCAGCAUAUGGAGCAAAUUUAAGAUAAUUGUUCCUUUUCUGCUAAUUCAUUAUUACUGUCAUAUCUAGGUCUUGUUUCUUCGACUGUGGACCACUUGCGUGUGAUCUGUCGGCCGACGAUGAGCUUGUUGGGAUGUAGCUCCAUCGUAAGUCGAGGAGCAUCUGUGAUUUGUCCUCUGCUUAUGGGAUAUGUUUUUCUGUUACUGAGUCUGUCUAGUAAAUUUUUGACUAGGAACACGUGA